Alternaria infectoria is the source of this 885-nucleotide messenger RNA. RefSeq lists its product as uncharacterized. The coding region runs from base 1 to 885 and encodes 294 amino acids. The transcript has a single exon. The record is from RefSeq and is a predicted model, not a curated record. NCBI's taxonomy places the organism in Eukaryota, Fungi, Ascomycota, Dothideomycetes, Pleosporales, Pleosporaceae.
AUGGCCGCCCGACAUUCCUCCUUGACGAUCAAAAUGCUCAGCAAGGUCCCAGACGUGGACAUGUACGAAGAUGUCAUCCAAUUAACGACACCACUCCAACUCCAACCACCUGUAUCCAUCUACAUCAAAAGCGACUCACCAUAUCGGGUCACUCUCAUAAAGGGCAACAGUGUUGACGUCGACGCUGGCCAGUCCAUCACCAAGAUCACGUCCUUCAGGCCGCUCAUCAUCGCGUCGUCAGCGCCGCUCAAGUCCGCAUUCGAAGAGGGAUGGAACAAAUUGCCGGUUGAGUUGAAGAUCCUGACACUCGAGUUCAAUUCGAAAGCCGAGAAUCGCGUCGGCGCAGGCAACAAGUGUGGCUACCCCCCAAUAGUCUCUUGUCAGCUGCUUCCCCACCUGACAAUGACACGCGAGAUCGCCGCGAUGGCGCGAGAAAUCUUCUGGACCAAGAACGAGUUCUAUCUAGAGCCAUCAAAUCAGUCUGUCGUUAUCGGAAACAGAAGGUUAGAUAAGCGCCUCUACUUCGCCUAUCCCCCACGAGCAUUCCACCAUCUCAUUCGGCGGCUCGUUGUGCGGAUAUCUCCGAUGAGGCAUGAGUGGCGCAAGCUCGCUAAGCUUGCGAACGGUGACUGUGGUUUCGCUGCGCUUCGUAACGUCGUUGUCGAGCUUGACAUGCGGGGCAUGUUGUACAAUGCGAGAGCAUGGACCAACUUUAUCGCCCAGAUCGUCGGCGAUGGAGUCAGUUUUCACUGCGCUGGCGAUAUGAAGUUCCUUGCUCCUCAGCACGCUAAGAAUGUGUCAUCAGAGGUUUCGUUCGAGGAUGUGAAGGAGAUGUUCACUGGCAAAAUCAGGUUCGCGGUCGAGGAGACCAAGUCGCAUGGCUGA